Molecule: messenger RNA, 2755 nt
Organism: Moneuplotes crassus
Lineage: Eukaryota; Ciliophora; Spirotrichea; Euplotida; Euplotidae
Source: the annotation of a GenBank genome assembly
GGAAAAGGCAUAUACACAAAAAUUCGAGACAAUAAUCCAGAAAUACUUACUAUCACUCGACCAACUAAGCCGCUUCAAAAAGCUCACUACCCACAACGUAAGUUCUUCAUAAACAAAAAUAGCCCCUAAAUUCCUCAACUUCUUCUUCCUGAGACACGCCCAUGCGGGACUCUUACUGUGUGGAGUGAGGGAAAUCUUUUUGUGUUGAAGUGGAAGAGGUGAAGCAUUCUGAGUGUGAAGAGGUUUUAGUGGAGGAUAGUGAGGUAGAGCAGGAGGUCAGAAGAGUUGUAGAGGAGAGGUAUCUUCAAGAAAGUAUCUCAGAAGAUAAUGCAGCUCAACUCUCAGUUAGACUUAGUGAGCUUAUGCAGUUUAACACACCAUGAGGAAUACAUUGAGCUCAAGAUGAAGACUCAAGCUGAGAAGAUAGAACAGAUCAGGAUUGUACAUUUGGCCCAGCUAGUAACCAUCAAAUAUUGCUAGCUUUUUGUAAAACCCAUAAUGAAUGAAUUACUUCAAGAGUGAUCGAAGACAGGUGUCAACCAUGUGUCCAUGCUGGCAUGGUAUUUUAUUCAAAAAUUGAACUCGAAAAGAUUUUUCAAGAAAAGAUCCACCAAAUUAUAGAUAAUUUUAAACAAGUUGAUAAACAUUUAAUAAAGGCAAAGCUUAGUGACUACGUUCUACGAACCUCUGAAGAGGUUCAGUCCAUUUAUGAUUCUAGUAAUUUCAUUGCUGAGAAAGAGGGAGAAUUAUUACCAAUUAAUAGCAGUUUUAUCAACCCUCAACAAUGGGUGGAGCCAGUUCUAAAGAUGCAUCAAAGUCUUAAAGAGAAUGCUGGUGAUUUAGAAGUAAAUACUCAAUCUCUUGAAAAUACCUUCAUACCAGAAAUCAUCAAUAGAUCAUGUGAGAAGUUCCAGCAGCAAAUAAUUUUGUUAAAAUUGACUGAAUCAAUCAGCGAGAUUGAUAAGAACUCUGAUGAUUUUCAUCAAGAAAGUUCUGAGAAAAGCUCAAGUGAAGAAGAGGAAACUCAUAAAUCAAAUUCUAAUAAAGAUGAUACAGAAGAAUCCAAAGACUCACCCAAAAAAGGAGAGUCCUUCCAAGACCAAGAGAAUGACGUGGUGGAACUACAGAAUUUUGAGCAAUCUUUAGAGGCUCAGAAAAAAUUAGAUAAUAAAGAACAAAUGAGGAGGGACAGUUGCAAAAGUGAAGAAGAUUGUUUAAGAGAUGAGAUUGAACAAGAUGAGCCAAAGUCACUUGAGAAGCAGAUUUCUUCAGAUGAGUCUGAAUCACAGCAAGAAGAAUUCCUAAAGAAUGAUGGACCAUCUAAUUUAGAUUCUUGUGUGAAAGAUCAAAAAUUGAUGAAAGUAAAGCAAGAUGAUUUUGAAGAAAUCAAAAAGCAAAGAGUUACCACUCCUCCAGAAAAGCAGGAGAAGAAGUUAAUUUCAAAAAUAGGAUGAGAAUCUAGUUUUAAACAAAGCAAUAAAUUUAAUUCCUCUUCUCAUACAGAAUCAGUCAAUAAAUCCUCAUCACUGAUGACUUGAUUUAAGGAGGAUUCGAAACUUAAUAGCUUUCUCCAACCCCUCGCUUGUACAAUGCUGGCAUUUUUGAGAGUUACUAAUGAAAAAAAAGUUCAUCUUUACUUAAAGAGUCUUUCAGACUAUGAGUCAAAAUUCUCGAUCAAAGAUCUAACAGCUGCUCUUCCUGGAUACUUCCAAGGGGAUUAUGUCUGUAUUAAUGACUGUAUAUACCUAUUUGGAUACCUCAAACACGACAGGAGUUUCAAUAGAAAUAUUUAUAAGAUAGAUUUUAGCAUACCUGAAAUUUCAGUAGAGAAGGUUCAAGAAGCCUCUAAAAAUUUGUGUUCAAAGUUGAUUCACAAAUCGAUCAUCGGAAUGCACUACAAGGGUUCUAAUUUGAUCCUGAUUAGCGGAGGGUUUGACCCAGGUAGUAACCACAUGAAUGAUAAAAAUUACUGUUUUAAUCCUGAAACUAAUGAAUUAUUCCCUUGUGCUAAACUAAAUCAAAGCCGUGCUCAUCAUUCCUUGUGCCAACUUAGAGAAGAAAUAUAUGCUAUUGGAGGUAUUGAGAACUUUGAAGGCAAGACAAAACAUGUUGAUCAAGUAGAGAUUAUCAGUAUAGACCAUCUCCUUGAUAAAAAUCAAUUAUUCAACUUGUGCACUAAGGAACAUCAUUUCUCAGAUAUUGCAAUAAAUAGCGGCUGUGUUUCAUUAGGUGACAAAAUACUUGUUUUUGGCGGUCAGAAAUCUUCAUCAAAAUAUGUGAAACGUAAUGGAUUCAUUUACAAUAUUUCUGGAAAUUAUUGGGAUAACACAAAGAUAAUAACCCAAGAUAUGGGAAGAAAGGUUCAGCUUGAGCAUAGCGUCAAAUUCUUACACUCAUUUGUAGUAAAAGAAAAGCAAAGAGUUGGAGAAGAGAAAGAACAGUCUGGCUAUGAAGGAAUGUUUGAUAUGCUCAAAACACUCCAAUCAAGUAUUGAAGAAGAUGUCAGGAAACAGAAAGGAAGCUCAAAUUUAUUCCUUCAAUCUGAUGAAAAGCUGUUCUUUGUAGGAGAAACUAACCAAGGAUUCCCUAUUAUCUAUACUUUGACUGUAAAUAAGGCCAGGGUCAAUAUGCCUCAGAAGUUUGAAAUUCUUAUGGAAAAUGAGAUUAUUCGAAAAGGGUUUGAGUAAUAAGAAGUCAACCCUGGGAUUAAAAUCUUAAAGCCAUAUAAAAGCACCUACAACAAGCAUUCCAAGUU